Salarias fasciatus (jewelled blenny) is the source of this 4221-nucleotide messenger RNA. RefSeq names its product YTH domain containing 2 (gene ythdc2). Gene Ontology annotation, cellular component: intracellular anatomical structure. The transcript has 29 exons. The record is from RefSeq and is a predicted model, not a curated record. Lineage: Eukaryota; Metazoa; Chordata; Actinopteri; Blenniiformes; Blenniidae. Gene Ontology annotation, molecular function: ATP binding; protein binding; helicase activity. Bases 186 to 3929 code for a protein of 1247 amino acids.
GAGCAGCCGGUGCAGGGAUCCUGGAGGAGAACGCCACCCAGAGGUUUAGCGCCGUUUCGCACCGCAGCCCCUCGUCCACCGUCCGGGAAGGAGCCGUCUUCGUGCCGGGACUCGUCGCCGGAGAGCGAGCAGCCCGCCGGUCGAGCCGGCGCCGCGGCGGCAGGGUUCCUGUGUUGCAGUGCAUCAUGUCAAACACACGUGCAGCUUCCAAGAAAGAGGCCAGGAGCCAGGCGCGCCCAUCCCGGGGCUCCAAAGGCCUCAAGAACAUCCACAUUGGUGAAGAAGUGAAGAUCGCAGUGACCCGCUCUCUGGAGACGUUUCGCUUCAGUGAUGAGAAAGAAUUGGAGUUUCCUUCUUCUCUAACCAGCACUGAGAGGGCCUUCAUUCACGAGAUGGCUCGGUCGCUGGGCUACAUCUCCAAGAGCAAAGGGAAAGGCUCGAGUCGAUUCCUCACCAUCAAGAAGAAGGAUGGCUCGGAUAAAGCUAAGCCCACCUUGUCUUUCGACAUCUCCCACAAUUCCUUGGUCGCCAUCCGCAGCCUGCUUCAGAGGUUUCCCAUCAGCAAGAGGGAGCGCUCCGACAUGCAGCUCAGCAGCAAGAGAUCGUCUCUGCCUGCCGAGCACGACAGCUUUAGUGACGUUGACAGGAUCAGCAAGCGCCUGAACAGCGGUCUUCCCAUGGUGCCGCUGCAGAGGACGCCGUCAGCGCUGGACGGCUUCCGCCGCUCCCUCCCCGUGUUCGAACACCAGGAGGACAUCGUGCAGCUGAUCAGAGACAACAGGGUGGUGCUGGUGGUGGGCGAGACGGGCUCGGGGAAGACCACACAGAUCCCACAGUUCCUGCUGGAUGACUGCAGCAGGAGAGGAGAGGCCUGCCGGAUCUUCUGCACUCAGCCCCGACGUCUGGCGGCCAUCGCCGUGGCCGAGAGGGUGGCGGCCGAGCGGGGGGAGAGUCUGGGCCAGACCGUGGCCUACCACAUCCGGCUGGAGAGCAGGGUGUCUCCGAAGACUCUGCUGACCUUCUGCACCAGCGGCGUGUUUCUGAGGAGCCUGAUGUCUGGAGAUAACAUCCUGACGUCUGUCACUCAUGUCAUUGUGGACGAAGUACACGAGCGUGACGGGCUGACCGACUUCCUGCUGACCAAGAUGCGGGACGUUCUCCCGAAGACGCCCUCGCUGAGACUGAUCCUGUCCAGCGCCGCCCUGGACGUGAGCCUGUUCACGCAGUACUUCGGCUCCUGCCCGGUGAUCUACCUCAAAGGACGGCAGUUUGAGGUGAAGGAACUCUUCCUGGAGGACAUUCUGAAGAUGACGGGCUUCAACACCAAGGAUAGCAAGGACCGGCAGCAGAAGCGUUUGACCGAGUGCUGUGAGGCGGUGGACAGAUGCUCCAUUGGAGACAUUCACAGGACACACAUGCUGACUGCAGGCCUGCUGCAGGACGGCGGCUGUACGCAGGGAAAGAACCUGAGCGAGAGCAGCGCAGAGCAGCUGGACCCGAGGCUUCAGAAGGAGAUGGACUACUGGAUCUCCCACGUCUUCCUGAAUGAAGACCAGGAGGGCUUCGUUCAGAUCUUCAGCCUGAUCUUCAGCGAGGGCGUGAGCGUGGACUACGCUCACAGCGAGACGGGCAUCACGCCUCUGAUGGUGGCGGCAGGCCGAGGCUUCCUGCCGCAGAUGGAGGAGCUGCUCAGCGUGGGCGCCGACCUCACCAUCAAGACCUCCAACGGAUGGUCGGCUCUGGACUUCGCUCAGCACUUCCAGCAGACGGACGCUGAGGAUUUACUCAAGUCUGCAAUUCCCCUGGAGCCGGGCUGCAGCCUGGACGACGUCCCUCUGGAGCCGGCCGGCCCCGAGCUGAGCCCCGAGGACCAGCGGCUGCUGGAGCUCUACCACCGCAGCUUCGACGACCAGUUCGUGGACCUGGACCUCAUCAUGGACCUGCUGCACAACAUCUGCUCCACCACCAGCGACGGUGCCGUCCUGAUCUUCCUCCCCGGGUACGACGACAUCGUGGCGCUGAGAGACUGCAUCCUGUAUGAAGACAAGCGUUUCGCCGCUCAUCCUGACAGGUACAGCGUGUUCAUCCUGCACUCCGACAUGCAAACGCAGGACCAGAGAAGAGCCAUGAAGACAUCGCCGCCCGGCAUCAGGAAGAUUAUUCUUUCCACCAACAUCGCUGAGACCAGCAUCACCAUCAACGAUGUGGUGUUCGUCAUCGAUUCAGGGAAAGUCAAAGAGAAGUCGUUCGACACGCUGAGCCGUGUGUCCAUGCUGAAGACGGUGUGGAUCUCCAGAGCCAGCGCGCUGCAGAGGACGGGACGAGCGGGCCGCUGCCGGCCGGGCAUCUGCUUCCGCCUCUUCAGCCGACUCAGGUUCAGCAGCAUGCUGGAGUUCCAGGUCCCCCAGCUGCUGCGCAUGCCACUGCAGGAGCUGUGUCUGCAGACCAAGCUGCUGGCCCCCUCCAGGUGUCCGGUGGCGGACUUCCUGUCCAGAGCUCCUCAGCCUCCUCCUGCUCAUUCGGUGCGGAACGCGGUGCAGAUGCUGAAGACGAUCGAUGCCAUGGACCAGCACGAGGACCUGACCGACCUGGGCUACCACCUGGCCGACCUGCCCAUGGAGCCUCACCUGGGGAAGAUGGUGCUGUGCGCCGUGGUGCUGAAGUGUCUGGACCCCAUCCUGACCAUCGCCUGCACCCUGGCCUACCGCGACCCCUUCACCCUGCCCGCCCAGGGCGCCCACAAGCAGAGCGCCCUGCACAGCCGCAAGCGCUUCACCGCCAACACCUUCAGCGACCACAUGGCUCUGCUGAGGGCGUUCCAGGCGUGGCAGCAGUCUCGCAGCGAAGGCUGGGAGAAAUCCUUCUGUGAAAAGAACUUCCUGUCCCAGGCCACCAUGGACAUGAUCCUGGGCAUGAGGACGCAGCUGCUGGGACAGCUCCGGGCCAUCGGCUUCGUGCGGGCGCGAGGAGGCAGCAACAUCCGGGACGUGAACCAGAACUCGGAGAACUGGGCCGUGGUGAAGGCCGCCCUGGUGGCCGGCAUGUACCCCAACUUCGUCCACAUCAACCGGGAGACCUCCACGCUGUCCAGCAGCCGCGAGAAGAAGGUCCUCUUCCACCCCACGUCCGUCCUGAGCCAGGUGCAGGUCAAGCAGCCCGGCUCCGCCAAGCCCAGCCAGGCGCUCCCCACCGACUGGCUGGUCUACGACGAGAUGAGGCGGGGCCACAGGAAGGCCAGCGUCCGCUGCUGCUCCGUGGUCACCGCCGUCACCAUCGCCAUAUUCGGAGGCGAUCCCAAAGCGCUGGGCUUCUCCCUCCACGAGGGAGGCGCAGAGAAGGCCGCAGACGAAGCGCAGGAGGACAGUGACAGUGAGACAGAGGACCAAGCAGGAAUCACGAUCGACGACUUCCUGGUCUUCCAGCUGGAUAAGGAGGCCGCCGCGCUGCUGUUCGAGCUGAAGCAGAAGUGGUUCAGCCUGCUGACUCGGAGGAUCCGCUUCCCCACCAAGCCCUGGUCCGAGCAGGACGAGGCCGUGGUCCAGACGCUGGUGUCUGUCCUGAGCGCCGAGGAGAAGGCGGCCGGCCUGCUGCAGCCCGCCGGGGUCGGGGAGGUCCCCAGCCCCAUGGUGGAGGAGGGAUCCAGGAGCUGUGUGAAGAACUCCUGGAGCCGGCAGAAGCUCCACACACACCCCAACGGCCACAGGCGGGGUCGGACUCCGGGCUCGGCCGGGUCCCAGGCGAGCGUCCGCAGCAGAGACGAGGCGCCGCCGUCCGGGACUCAGCCCCGUGAGGGUCGCCUGUCCCCGUCCAGCGCCUCCUGCUCCGCUCAGGUACCCACGCCUCGUCCGUCUUCAAACCCGGAACCAGGGCCGAGAGGUCCACAGCAUUUUAAACCCAGCAGCUUUAACAGGAUGCAGCAGUUAAAAUGAUGAUAAACGAUGCGAGCGCGGCGUGUCUGAAGAGCCUCGGGCAGGACGGCAGCCGCUCCUCAUGUGGGGCCGGCGCUCUGGAGGAACCUGCCCAGAGAGAGUGUUUUUAUGAGUUAAUCCAGCGUUUCCCUCCAGUUCCACCAGGCUCUCCUCCUGCAGCGGGGAGGAGUGGACGAAUUCAUCCAAAGGAGAGAAGUUCAUCUCUCGCGUUCCCGUCUCUGACUUUAGUCUGGAGUUCAUUGUUGCAGCUGUUCGGCUGAGGUGUGGCCGUGUUGAAAUAAAUUUUUUUAGG